Pogona vitticeps (central bearded dragon) is the source of this 3514-nucleotide messenger RNA. RefSeq names its product solute carrier family 24 member 4 (gene SLC24A4). NCBI's taxonomy places the organism in Eukaryota, Metazoa, Chordata, Lepidosauria, Squamata, Agamidae. Gene Ontology annotation, cellular component: plasma membrane. Gene Ontology annotation, molecular function: calcium, potassium:sodium antiporter activity; calcium channel activity. Gene Ontology annotation, biological process: intracellular calcium ion homeostasis; sensory perception of smell; calcium ion transmembrane transport. The record is from RefSeq and is a predicted model, not a curated record.
GUCGGCGGUGGCUGCUGGCUUGCUCGCUCGCCUGGCUCUCGCCUCCUUCCGCGCUUGUGCCAGGGCGGGCCUGCGGAAAGGGGGCGGCGGCGGCGGCGCCAGCGGCGGUUCCUUGCGCUCGCUGCCCAUUGGCACCGGCAAUGGGAUCCUGAACCCCAGCGGAGAUCGGGCAGGACCAGUUCGCUACCCGCUGCGGGGCGCCUUUCUCGGCCACUUCGGAAGGUGGCGGAGAAGCUUUUCUUCUCACCCGGCUGCCCGUUCCCCUUGAUGCGUGUCUCCCCCUUGGUCGUGAAGAUGAAACCGUCCGCGGGGAGCGCUUCCAAGUGAACUGCGCUUCCAAAGACACGGAGGGGACGGAUCUUGCUCACGGGCCCCUCCGAGCGUGUCCAGGCAGCUCCGGAUCGCGAUGGGUCUCGAAGUGCAGCCGGUCUCCCCCUCGAAGCCGUCCCUCUCCAAGCUAAGGAAAGUUCGCAAGAGGCGGGAGAUGCUGUUGCAACAGCUCGGCUUCAUCUGCGCGAUCCUGUUCUUCGUGUGGUGCAUGGCCAGUCUGCUCUCCAAGCUAGGACAAGAUUCUGCUAUUGUUGAGAAGAAUGUUCUGUCAGAAUUAUGGAGGAAUAGAAGAUUGAUGGCAUCAAACAAUGAGUCACACGAAGAAAAGAACUGCACAGAACCAGCAAUUCAUGAAUUCCCUGAUGAUUUGUUCACACACAAGGAAAGGAAGCAAGGAGCAAUAUUGCUUCAUAUUUUUGGUGCUCUGUAUAUGUUCUAUGCCUUGGCUAUUGUAUGUGAUGAUUUCUUUGUUCCAUCUUUAGAGAAAAUCUGUGAGAAACUACAUUUGAGUGAAGAUGUGGCAGGAGCCACAUUUAUGGCUGCAGGGAGCUCAACCCCAGAAUUAUUUGCAUCUGUCAUAGGUGUGUUUAUCACUCAUGGGGAUGUAGGUGUUGGAACCAUUGUUGGUUCAGCUGUUUUUAAUAUACUCUGCAUCAUUGGCGUCUGUGGAAUCUUUGCCGGACAGGUGGUACGUCUUACCUGGUGGUCUGUGUGCAGGGAUUCUGUCUACUACACCUUGUCUGUGGUUGUGCUUAUUGUGUUUAUAUAUGAUGAGAAGAUUGUAUGGUGGGAAAGCCUUAUACUCAUCAUUAUGUAUUCAUUCUAUAUACUGAUCAUGAAGUACAAUGUGAAGAUGCAGAACUUCUUUACUAUCAAAAGUAUGAAUGUUGGGAACGGCAACACAGUCAACAGUGAACUGGAAGAUGGUAAUGACUCUUAUGACUUUGAUCAUGAUGACCCGACAAUACCAUUGUUGUGGAAAGUGAAGGGAAUGCAACAAUAUGGCCGAAAUUCCGUGGUGAUGGUCGAUGAGAUAAUUUGUUCCAGUCCUCCGAAAUAUCGUUUUCCUGAAGCUGGCUUGCGAAUAAUGAUCACAAACAAAUUUGGACCAAGAACCAGGCUACGGAUGGCAAGCAGGAUCAUUAUUAACGAGCGCCAGAGAUUAAUCCAGUCUUCUAAUGGGAAGCUCAUCCAGAAUGGGAAACAUGAAAAUAUUGAAAAUGGGGCCAUCCACAUGGGUAACCAGGAAGAGGAACAUGAACAUGUCAACUUAUCUCCAUUUUCACUUCCAGAAGGAAAAAUGGAAAAAGUGAAAUGGAUUCUGACCUGGCCAUUGAUAUUCAUCCUGUUUUUCACCGUUCCAAACUGCAGUAAACCACGCUGGGAAAAUUUUUUCAUGUUGACCUUCAUCUUAUCCACCCUAUGGAUUGCUUUGUUUUCCUAUUUUAUGGUGUGGUUGGUUACAGUGAUUGGUUACACUCUAGGGAUACCUGAUGUUAUCAUGGGCAUUACUUUCCUAGCUGCAGGAACCAGUGUACCAGACUGCAUGGCCAGUUUAAUAGUAGCAAGGCAAGGCUUAGGUGACAUGGCUGUCUCCAAUACAAUAGGCAGUAAUGUGUUUGACAUUCUUGUGGGCCUUGGAGUACCCUGGGGUUUGCAGACAAUGGUGGUUAAUUAUGGCUCAGUUGUCAAGAUAAAUAGCAAAGGAUUAGUUUAUUCUGUUGCACUUCUUCUCGGAUCUGUAGCUCUAACUGUUGGAGGGAUCCACAUAAAUAAAUGGAAACUUGACAAAAAACUGGGCAUCUAUGUCCUCCUGCUUUAUGCCAUCUUCUUGUGUUUCUCAAUACUGAUAGAGUUUAAUGUCUUUACUUUUGUCAACUUCCCAAUGUGCCGAGAAGAGGAAUGAAAGAAACAGCUGAGAGAUUUCAUCUAGAUCCAUUCUGCUAUAAAUGCCAGGGGACAUUUUAUAGCUCCACCUGCUUCUCCAAAACUGUGUGUCUUUUUCCUGCUUCAUCAAUUUACAAGCACUUUCCCUCUACUUGGAAAGAAAACAUUGUUUCUUCGAAUAACAUGGAGGCUUAGAGCAACCAAAGCAUUUUCGUCUUCUUUUUCCUCUCGGAUAUUCUGAAUCCUUCAUGCAGCUCUGUGGAUCUCAUACAGAACUUAUAAAAAAGCCCCCUGGUAUCCUGUUGCAGUUUUCAGAUUUUUUUUUAAGCAGGUGAUUGUCAUCAACAAUCAAGUUUGAGAUGAAGUAUGGGACAGCAUCUCUUCUUCCUUUGGAGAAUCUAUGGCUUUCCAAAUAAAAAGGAAAAGAAAAUGAGACAGGAUUUGAUCUUGACUCAUUUUGAGCAUCUCAUUUAUGAGGCUGUAAUGUACUUCUUAUCACAUGCGCAACUAAGGACACUUCUCCCUUCAAGUGCUCUGUUGAUAGAGAACUUUCACUGAUGCUGAGGAGUACUUAGAGGUGCUCGUUAGUACUUUACCACCCUUCAUAAAAUUAUUUAAAAAUAAUGGCUUGAAAGACAUAAGAACAAUCCCACCCAUAACAAGGAGGGAAAAGAUAAUUCAAUACUGCUGAUGAUGUAGUUCUAACCACCACCACAAAACUCUAAAGUCUAAAAUACAGGAAACUGGAUAUCCAUACUUGAAAACAGCAACUAAACAAGGAACUGUUGCAAAUAUAAAAGAGUGACUAUAUAUGGAAUGUUAAGCUUUCGAGUGAAAAAAGUUGUGCCAGCACCAGUUAGCUUAUUCACUGUUGUUAGAGGAAAACUGAAAAAUAACAUCCUGGGUGCUCAGAAUCUGGUUUUGGAGGUAGAUCGUCUGAAAAAUGUAAGUCAAAUCCAAAUGCCUUCCAGGUCAUCAUAGAUGUACGAUGGAUUUGGAGGUGUUUUAUAUGUGGGUGUGGGUGUAGGUGUGGGUGAGCUCACGUGCCCCACUCAUCCUCUAAAUAUAAAAAGAUUGCUGCGCAAUCUCCAGUUUGUUGAUGUUCCUCUGAGAAGAUGAGCUUCCUCAGUGCCCAGUGAAAUAGUUAAACAAUUGUUUCACUGCAUGCUUCCAUCCCAACGUUUAAAGGCAGGCUCAUAUUAGAGCAAAUGCUUUGGAAAAUUGGAUCCUGGUGAAAGCAGAACUUGAAAAAGUUAUUUUUUUGGACUACAGCUCCUGCCAUCCAACUACCAACCCU